AUGCCCCUGGGGUCCUGUGCUUCCCAGACCCGCGGCCCGCUCCGCGCAUGCGCCCUCCUCGUUACCGUCCUGGUGUCGAACUGCCUCAGCCGCCCCGUUUUUCACCGCGUUGAGGUCCGAAAAGUGGAUCCUCUGCGGUGUUUCUUUUCAGGCGAAGAAAAACGCCGGGCCAAAGAAGCUGAGAUUGAGGCCAAGAAAGCGGCAGCGGAGGAAAAGGAAAAAGAGAAGCAACGGCAGAAGCGGCAGAAAGAGCAGGAAGAGGCCAGAAGGCAGAAGCAAAAACACGAAGAAGAGGAAGAGAAGAGAAAACUGAAGGAAUUGGCAUCAAUUGAGGCUGAAGCAGUAAAGCGAGCCGCUCAAGCAGCCAGAAGACCGUUGAAUUCCUUUGAAGAACGGCGAGUGAGACGACAGGCGAGAUCCGAAUACUCUGGCGGUGUGCAUCUUGGACAACAAGAUGACUGGUCAAAACCCUUGAAACCGGAGGUCAAAGACCAGCUGGAUGAUGCGGUUCGCUUCUUCAGCCAGACCAUGUUCACGCCUGCUGCACUGAUUGGUUCAGCAGCACUGGGCUUGCUGUUUCUGCAACCGGCAAAGUUUGCCUUCUGCAACCCGCGGGACCAACCUUACAGCAUUUUUCAAUUUCUAUACAGGGUCUAUGUGAUCUUGGCCGCCAGCACCAUCUGUUUGGAGCUCACCACGGUCCUUGAGACCUCCAAUGCCCACGUGCAGCUGCUGGAGCUGGGACGCCAUGGGCGGCUGGCACUGGAACCCACGGCCAUGGACCUCAUCAUGGCGAAUAUGGAGUUCGAAUAUUUGGUGUGCAGCUUGAGUUUCUUCGGCGGCCUCGUGUGCUUCAUUUCUGCCACUCUUUGCCGUGUGAUUGUCGCAUUUGGCUACGAUCAUAGCGGACGAUUCUUUCCACAAGAGCCGGAACUUUGUUUGGCAGUCAGCGGCAUGAUGUUGAGCAGCUUGCUGUCGUGGCUCCACCUGGUGAAUGUGCGCGUCACAGAGUUUCGAAACUUUGGAUCCAUGAUCUGCAGGUUCUUUAUUCUCCUUUUGGCAAGAUUUCGCAAUGGAGAAGUUGGUAUCAUCGGCUACGCUGCGGUGAUUUCAAGCCUUGCCAGUGUGGCAGGUGUAGGCAAGAUUCUGCUGAACGAGUACCUGCAGAUCAGGGAGGGCUCCAAAGCGGGCGAAGACGGACCUUGA
Molecule: messenger RNA, 1206 nt
Organism: Cladocopium goreaui
Lineage: Eukaryota; Dinophyceae; Suessiales; Symbiodiniaceae
Source: the annotation of a GenBank genome assembly